Vigna angularis (adzuki bean) is the source of this 1325-nucleotide messenger RNA. Its product is annotated as profilin-4. Gene Ontology annotation, cellular component: cell cortex. The coding region runs from base 720 to 1121 and encodes 133 amino acids. The record is from RefSeq and is a predicted model, not a curated record. Gene Ontology annotation, molecular function: actin monomer binding. The transcript is spliced from 3 exons. Lineage: Eukaryota; Viridiplantae; Streptophyta; Magnoliopsida; Fabales; Fabaceae.
UUCGUUAACAUAUUUUAACGGAUUUCAAAAAUUGCUUAUGUUCAGAUUUUGAAAUUCGCUAUAUUUUUUAAAUGGAUUUCAAAAUUUCUCACCUGGAUAUUGAAAUCUAUUAAAGGUGUUGAUGGAUUUUUAAAUCUGUUUAAGAUUUAUUAAGAAGCAUUUUUGGUAGUUUGGAGGUGCAUGGAGGUGGAGGAAAAAAUCUUGGAAGUAUAGGGAAAAAACACCCUUAAAACGAUAUAAAAUAUUAUACAUUAGUUCGGUUAAAAUGUAGGGUGCAGAAAGUAAAAGCCUUAUAGUUUUAUAGUAGUCAAAUUUGAAAGGCGUAUCCGAUUAGGAAACUGCUCAAUGGAAAUAAAAAGCAGUCUAAAUGGCUAAUACAAUUAUAUUUUUAAACAAAUGCCAUAAUGCAUUUUAAGAAAAUGUGAGGGUAAAAAUGAUAAAAAAAAAGUGAAUAAUUAAAAAAAUUGUUUAUAUGUAUUUGGUGAGUUUGUAAAAGAAUCUAUUUGGGGAAUGAAAAGAAGAGGGGAAUUGAAUUAGGUUCCUAAAAGGAAGGGUUGGUUGAAUGGUAAGAAUUGAAAGAAGUGCAAAAUGGACGGUCAUCUCAUAAGCCACUCCGCAUCACCGCAUGCAUGUCAUCUUUUAAAACAACAUUCAUUCCACACAAAAACCAGACACAAAGGAACCAAACACAGAACCACCCAAAACACAAUUAAUUAAUAAUGUCGUGGCAAACCUACGUAGAUGAACACUUGAUGUGUGACAUCGAUGGCACCGGACACCAUCUCACCGCCGCUGCCAUCAUCGGCCAUGAUGGCUCCGUUUGGGCUCAAAGUUCUGCAUUCCCUCAGAUUAAAUCUGAUGAGAUCAAUGGCAUCAUGAAAGAUUUUGAUGAACCUGGCUAUCUUGCUCCCACUGGCCUCCACCUUUCCGGCACCAAAUACAUGGUAAUCCAGGGAGAGCCAGGUGCCGUCAUCCGUGGAAAAAAGGGAUCUGGAGGAAUAACCAUAAAGAAAACUGGGCAAGCUUUAGUUUUUGGUAUGUACGAUGAACCUGUUACUCCUGGACAGUGCAACAUGGUUGUUGAGAGGUUGGGAGAUUACCUUGUCGACCAGGGUCUGUAGAGAUCGACAUUUUUCCAAAUUUAUUAACUUUUUUUCUUUGAGUAUACUGUAAGUUGUUAUUUACGAUUAUGAUCUGCAUUGUUUCAACCCCAUGCUGCUGCAUGUUGGGAGUUGUUGCAGACAAUAAGCAUAUCAGAGUGAAGCACUUCUUCCUUGUUUAAAUUUUAAAUUUCAUUACCUUUUUUUUUUAUGUUAUAUAUAUAC